This is a messenger RNA of Lachancea fermentati, 882 nucleotides long. The record is from the annotation of a GenBank genome assembly. Lineage: Eukaryota; Fungi; Ascomycota; Saccharomycetes; Saccharomycetales; Saccharomycetaceae.
AUGGGAUUCUGGAGCUUUUCCAAUAAGCUAGUGAGUUUGUUGUUCUUGGCAGGUACUACUCUACUGCUCAUCCUGAUUGUGCUGUCAGGAGCCAUCAACGAUUACCCUGUAGACCGCUUCUACUGGGUUCAGGGUGACACUUCGAACAUCUCAGGGGCUCCUGCGCUCUCGCGCUGGACGUUCUGGGGUGUUUGCGACCGCAACAGCUCGGGAAGCACCGUCUGCUCGGACUUGUCGCCUGCAUACCCUAUUUCGCCUGUCGACAAUUUUGGCACUACCGUUAACGUUCCCUCAGACUUUGUGGACAACAGAAGCACUUUCUACUACUUGACCAGGUUCUCGUUCUGUUUUUUCUGGAUCGCAUUGGCGUUCAUCGGCAUUGCAUUCCUGCUUUACGCCAUUUCAUGGUGCUCGUACGCGUUCACCAAGGUCGUGUUCAUCCUCGUUACAGUGGGUGCCCUUGUAGACAUGGCCGCCGUGAGUUGUCAAACUGCAGCCUCCGUGAUGGCCAGAAACGCAUUCCACAAUGCCAACCUCUCUUCCGAUAUUGGCGCUAGCUUGUUUGGUAUCGCAUGGGCCAGUGUGGCAUGCUCUCUAUACUUGUUCUUUGCUACUGGUGCUUCCUUCAUUAAGAGAGCCUACCAAUCUCACAAGGAAUUCGUUGAAAUGCAAAAAUACAAGGAACAAGCCUUGAUGUAUCAGGGAAAGCAAGAGGCACUUGCACCAACUGAUGUCGCCGAGUCCUACGGCAUGAACGAAGAUUUGGAACACAACCAAGCCGCUGUCAUCUCCGAGCCUCAACCUCAGGAGUCUCAUCACAGCGGUAUCAAGUUUUUCAAGAUUAGAAGAACCCAGCAACCAGGUGAUCAGGAGUCUGUUUGA